GGGCACGCCAGCAUCAUGGCCUCUUCCACCACGGCCGCGGCGCUCGCCUGCCUCCUCCCCGCCUCGCAGGCCUCGCGGCUCCCCAAGGCGGCAUCCUUCGCGCCCCUACCGGCUCACUCCGCGGCAUGGAGAAGGGCGGCGGUCUCCGUCGCGGCGCCGCGGAGGCGCAGGUCGGCGCCCGGCGUCGCCUACGCCACCGCAGCCACGGAGAAGAGCAUCUACGACUUCACCGUGAAGGAUAUUGAUGGAAAAGGUAUUGCUCUUAGCAAGUUCAAGGGAAAGGCACUGUUGAUUGUUAAUGUUGCUUCACAGUGCGGGCUUACAACAGCAAAUUACACCGAACUAUCUCAUCUUUACGAGAAGUACAAGGCUCAAGGGUUUGAGAUUCUGGCAUUCCCAUGCAAUCAAUUUGGUUUUCAAGAACCUGGAUCAAAUCCACAGAUAAAACAGUUUGCGUGUACAAGGUUCAAAGCUGAAUUUCCUAUUUUUGAUAAGGUUGAUGUCAAUGGACCUAACACAGCCCCUAUUUAUAAGUUUCUCAAGUCAAGUGCUGGAGGAUUUUUGGGUGAUCUAGUGAAGUGGAACUUUGAGAAGUUCUUAGUGGACAAAAACGGCAAAGUUGUGGAGAGGUAUCCACCAACAACUUCACCAUUCCAAAUUGAGAAGGACAUCCAGAAGCUCAUUGCGGCAUAAGUACUUUAGAGUCUAACUUCAGUUAAGAUGUCCUGUAUAUAUUUGUUUUUUUCUGAGAACUGAAGUUUUGCUUGUGAUUACAACUCCUCUGUGAUAAAAUGGUUCCUGUCUCUGCAAAA
Messenger RNA from Lolium rigidum, 812 nucleotides. Its product is annotated as phospholipid hydroperoxide glutathione peroxidase 1, chloroplastic-like. The transcript is spliced from 6 exons. Gene Ontology annotation, biological process: response to oxidative stress. Gene Ontology annotation, molecular function: glutathione peroxidase activity. The coding region runs from base 16 to 693 and encodes 225 amino acids. Lineage: Eukaryota; Viridiplantae; Streptophyta; Magnoliopsida; Poales; Poaceae. The record is from RefSeq and is a predicted model, not a curated record.